AUGUUUAGAAGGAUGGAUGAGGAUAUGCAUUGGCAUUUCAGUAAUGCUGCAGGAGAUGGAACGAUGCGGCACCCAGUGGACUCUCUAUCUUGGUCUCAGAUAAAUAGUCGAUGGCCUGAAUUUGCCUCUGAACAGAGAAAUCUUCGACUAGGUCUGUCUACAGAUGGGAUGAACCUGUUCUCGAUCCAGAACACGAAGUAUAGUACAUGGCCAGUGCUACUGGUGAACUACAACAUGUCACCAACAUUGUGUAUGAAAGCGGAGAACAUAAUGCUGACUAUGCUGAUCCCUGGACCUACUGCACCGAGCAACGACAUUGACGUCUACCUUCAGCCGUUGAUAGAAGAUCUACAGGAUUUAUGGAGUGAAGGUAGUGAGGUUUAUGACGCAUUCUCGAAGGAAACUUUCAGUCUGAGAGCUAUUUUGAUGUGGACUAUUAGUGAUUAUCCUGGUUUAGGGACAUUAGCAGGCUGCAAAGUGAAAGGGAAACAAGCCUGCAAUGUGUGUGGGAAGGACACACCUUUUAGGUGGCUCAAGUUUAGUAGAAAACAUGUCUACUUGUGCAAUAGGAGAAGACUCCCACCUGGGCAUCAUUACCGACGCAGAUGGAGUUGGUUUGAUAACACGGUCGAAGAAGACACUAUGCCUAGAAUUCAAACCAGAGUUGAGAUAUGUGAGCAGUUGAAAGACUUCAGGAAUGAUUUUGGUAAAGCUUUAGAUAAGAAAGGGAAGCGAAAGAGGUCUGGUUUGUGUGAGGAUGAUGAGCUUUCUGAAGACGAACAUGAUGAACAUAGUGAUACAUGGCGUUGGAAGAACCGAUCUAUUUUCUAUGAUCUCCCGUAUUGGAAGAAUAUGCCUGUGAGACACAACAUUGAUGUCAUGCACGUAGAGAAGAAUGUGUCUGAUGCCAUAUUGUCUAUCCUCAUGCAAAGUUCUAAAUCAAAGGAUGACUUGAAGUCACGUCGUGAUUUGGAGGAUAUGGGGAUCCGGAAAAACUUACACGCACAGCGUGUGAUUGACCCAGAGAAGCUUGUAGCAUUGGAGACUGAGCUUAUUGAAACCUUGUGUCAGUUGGAAAGGUUCUUCCCUUCGUCUCUGUUUGAUAUAAUGUUUCACCUUCCAAUUCAUUUGUCAAGAGAGACACGUUUGGGUGGACCAGUUCACUUUAGGUGGAUCUAUCCUUUCGAGAGGUACAUGAAGACACUCAAGGCAUUUGUUAAGAAUUUUGCAAGGCCAGAAGUUUGUAUGGCAGAAGGUUAUAUGGCAGGUGAAUGCCUUGCAUUCUGUCUGGAAUUUCUAAAGACAUCUGCACCAGACUGGGAAAAUACUAACUGUAAUGAAGACCGUGAACCAGAUGAAAUAGUCCUUGAAGGUCGUCCAAUUCACAAGGCUAAAACAGUUAUACUUACGGAGACAGAGCGUGAGAUAGCGCAUCGAUAUGUUCUGAUGAACACAGCAAUGUUUACACCUUAUGUUUCUUCUCGUCCCAUUCCCGUUUCUUCUGUUUCUUCUCGUCCCAUUCCCUAA
Microthlaspi erraticum is the source of this 1527-nucleotide messenger RNA. NCBI's taxonomy places the organism in Eukaryota, Viridiplantae, Streptophyta, Magnoliopsida, Brassicales, Brassicaceae. The record is from the annotation of a GenBank genome assembly.